Symbiodinium pilosum is the source of this 2418-nucleotide messenger RNA. The record is from the annotation of a GenBank genome assembly. NCBI's taxonomy places the organism in Eukaryota, Dinophyceae, Suessiales, Symbiodiniaceae.
AUGCAUAUCUGGGGAACCCGUGGCUGGGUCCAGGGCAGCUUAGCAACACAAAGGUCUGCGGUGAUGAAGGAGAUUGCGAUGCAGAUGGAGCAGGGCUUGCCGUCAGCCUUCGUCAAAGUGCAUGAGUACCGCUGGCAUCGGCUGCGGACUGCGCUAGUGACAACGCAUCCUGUCUACGAGCUCUGCCUCUGCGACUUGCACAUCACAGCGGCGAAGAGGGCCAAAAUCAUCAUGGAUUGCCUUCUCGGAUCCCUGGCCUUCGUGGCCCUCUUCUUCUCGGUAGAUGGCUCGGCUGUAGCUGCCAGGAGCCCCUCGGAGUGCCCCAUCGAGCAAGGAACAUUUCUGUGGUACACCUUCGUGGCCCUGCUUUCCGUGACCCUGAACUUCCUCCCGGGCAGCCUGGAAACUCAUCUCGCAUGGCGAAGCUUCGUUCAGGAGGACGUCACUCAUCGGCGCUGGCAGCUCUGGCGCAGGCGCUGCAAGGACUCCGGCUUUUGGGUGUUCAGCGUUGCUCUCACACUUUUGCAUCUUUUGGUUAUCACGGCCUUCCUGGCGAACUUGGCGGAGGCAGACGAGUACAAGUGGAUGUUCACCUUCGCAGUUGUGAUUUUCCGAAAGAUUGUUAUUGUGCCGCUGCUUGCAUGCUUGCUCUCGAGCCUGGGCACUGAGCUGGUCAUGUGUGGAAGCUCUGGAGACCGGAUUCUUCCACCCAAGAAGCUUGGACUGGACAUCCAGCAGCUCUCCUCCAUGCGCAGUGCUGACAGCAUUGACGUCCCACCGUCAACCUCUGAGUCUGGAGGUGCUUCAAAGCUCUGGCUUGAGAAAGUCCAAGAGCUCGCAGGUCGUGGAAUGACAAUCCGCCAGCUGCUGGACUUCUAUGCGAGCCUCGGGCACGGCAGCAUGGAGCACUUCGAUCCCAGCCGUUCGACAACGCAUGACGUCGUGCGACAGGCUAUCAUCCCGCGCUCACUGCAACUCAGGGAGGCGCGCUGCUUCGUUGUCCAGGUACAUCGGGCAACUGGCCUUGCCACUAUGGAUCUGAUGUCUGGCUCCGACCCCUACUGCGUGGUCUCUGUGCAAGGGCCCAGUGCUCUGCCGAAGCCUUGGAAAGGCGGUGGUCGUACAUCUUGCGUGGAGAACGAUCCGAAUCCGGUCUGGGAAGAAGCUUUCUUGCUGGAGGACGUGUACAGAGGCGAGGACAGCCUUCACCUGAGUGUUUGGGAUCGCGACUUUCUUUCCAGCGAUGAUCCCCUUGGCUGUUUAUCGGUGGAGACAGAGCGUUUCUGGCAAGGGUUGAGCCUGGUACAGCAGCUUCAAUUCGAGAACCCGUCAGAGGAUGGAGAACGUUGUGGCUGGCUUUAUGCUUCCAUCACGGCUUAUGCAAGUUUGGAGAAGGCAAAAGAGGCAAAAGAGGCUGCGCAUAUCAUCCAAACAUCCAGAAUGCCCAGAUCGGGACCCCGCAUUACAUCCCUGUGGAGACAGAUGAAGAGCCAAAGCUCUAGCAUGCUGGCAGGUCUUGCGGGUGAAGAUGUUGGCACUGACGCAGACGAGCAAGCUGUCAUUGGGAGUGGCUUCUCUCCAAGCAAGCUGCGUUGUGCCUCCCGUGGCAUUCUAUCAGAAGAAAGGGAAGACAUGGAGGGAUACGCCUAUGCCACGGCGGUCAGCGGGGGGAGAGCAAAUUUUGCUGCCAAGAUGGUGACACACAGCUGGCGGAACAAGUUCAGUCACCUUGUGGCCGCAGUUCUUGCAGAUGCCUUGAACGCAGAGAAGUACGACGAGCUUGCGCAAAGCCUCGCGCAUCGCGAGUUCAUGACGCUGACAGAGGCCUUGCGCAAGAGAGGGCAGCUGGAUGUUCGCUACUGGAUCUGCGCUUUCUCGGUGAAUCAGCAUACAGGAAUCUGCGCAAGUCCGCCCCCCAGCGACUCCACGGGGUAUGCCAUAACCCCCUGCGGCUGCUCAACGGCAAAACAUUUUUCUGGGGAGCUUAGUGAGAUGAAUAAAUUCGACGACAUGAUGGCCUACCUCAAGGACUCCUGGAGUGCAAAAGGUAAGGCAAGAUUUGAGCAAGUGGUUGCUAUGGAGGCGGACUUCUCUCUCCUGACGCGUGUGUGGUGUUUGGCCGAGCUGGUGGAAGCACGUGAGAUACACCUACCGCAGGCCAUCAAGAUCCACUCAGCAGCAGCUCGAGAUCUUUGCUUGGAUCGCUUGGCUCAGUUGGAUGUCCGCGACGCCGAAGCAUCCUUCCCUUCGGACAAGGACUUUGUCCUUGGCAAGAUCCAUGACCCAGAGGCUUUCAACAAGGAUCUCCAGGAUUUGGUGCUUCAUCGGCUGCACUCUUUUCUGCAGGGCGGCAGGGUUCGCACUGCAGCGGCAAUCUUCGACGAAGUCGUCCUCGCAGCCUUCAGCCUAGCCAUCUAG